CUAAGAGAAGAAGUGUUUGGUUUUCAAAAUAUAAUGGGACAUUAAGAACCUGUGGCAAUAGUACACUCGCUAAAAAUGACCAACUUGAGCAACGGAUACAAGAGGAGGUUUCACGUUUAACGCUUUAUUUCGCAUUAGUUGGAAACUCCGCAGCCUUCUUCAUGAGCAUCUUUUUAGGACCACUUUCUGAUUCAGUUGGAAGAAAAAUCAUAUUUUUGAUUCCAAUGUUUGGGCUAUUGGUGAAAUCGCUUAUCAUUACAUUUAUUGUUCACUUUAAACUAAAUAUAUAUUACAUAUAUUUGAUCAGAUCUACUGGAUUCUUCUAUGCUUUGGUGAUGUUUGAUAUCAUAAGUGUUUUAGAAAUAGUGAUCAUUUUCUUUUUAUUGCCCGAGACCGUUACAAAUAAGCAAUGGAGAGACAAAUCCGUUCUAGGAAGCAUCAAGAAUGUGUUUGGAUUUUACUUUACAGAAGGAUCUCUGCAUGAUAAACUAUGUUACUUAAUUGCGUUGGGAACCUUCUUUUUUGGUGUCGUUACAACUUUGGGGCGUACUACUCUGGAGACUAUUUAUCAGCUUGGUGAACCUUUUUGUUGGGAUUCAGUAAAAAUCGGGUAUUAUGGUGCAUUUAGAUUGACGGCACUAGUAUUAUUCAGGGCAUUAUUUGCCAGUAUUUCUGUGGUAGAAACUUUAUGUACAAGUGCAUCUAAUACACUGUAUAAUGCUGUAUAUAAUGCUACAGUGGAAUAUUAUAAAGGAAUUCUAGAUACAAAUUACUUUUACUUAGCAAAUCUGAUAGAUGGGCUAAGUGGGUCAUACUUCGCAAUGUUGGUUGCCAUUUUUGCGUACACUGCUGAUAUAACAGUUCCUGGAAAGUCCAGGACUAUUGCCAUGGCUGUCAUGGAAGGGUGUUUACCCGUAGCAGCAUCCAUAGGACUACUCAGCACAGGAUUUUUAAUCAAAUCUACGGGAUUCUUUUAUCCCAUGGUUUUGUUUGUUACUCUAGGUGCUUUAGAUUUAGUUGUUGUUUUCUUUUUACUUCCGGAAACACGUGUAACAAAAACAUUGGAUAGUUCUCCUCUAAAAAGCUUAAAGACGGUACAAAAAAGAAUUUUCUACGCCAUAGCAAUGGGAAUAUUAUUUUUCUCUGUUGUUACGGCGUUGGGUCGUUCGGCUCUAGAAACUAUUUAUCAACUUGGAAGCCCAUUUUGUUGGGACUCCAUCAAAAUUGGAUAUUUCGGAGCACUGCCAACUACGUCAAUGGUGAUAUUCAGUGUCACAGUAAUAAAAAUCUUACAUCGGUGCCUACAAGAGGAGGUGAUCGGUAUAAUCAGUUGUUUGUCAGCCAUGGCGGGGUUUUUGUUAGAAGGCAUGGCUGACACAAGCUUAUUGAUGUAUUUAGCGGCAUUUACUAACUAA
Patella vulgata (common limpet) is the source of this 1415-nucleotide messenger RNA. RefSeq names its product solute carrier family 46 member 3. The record is from RefSeq and is a predicted model, not a curated record. Gene Ontology annotation, biological process: transmembrane transport. Gene Ontology annotation, cellular component: membrane. NCBI's taxonomy places the organism in Eukaryota, Metazoa, Mollusca, Gastropoda, Patellidae. The transcript is spliced from 5 exons. Gene Ontology annotation, molecular function: transmembrane transporter activity. Bases 162 to 1415 code for a protein of 417 amino acids.